This is a messenger RNA of Galleria mellonella (greater wax moth), 1369 nucleotides long. RefSeq lists its product as uncharacterized. The record is from RefSeq and is a predicted model, not a curated record. The transcript has 2 exons. Bases 96 to 1028 code for a protein of 310 amino acids. Lineage: Eukaryota; Metazoa; Arthropoda; Insecta; Lepidoptera; Pyralidae.
UGCACCGUUGAGUGGAGCACUUUUCCUUUCGCAACGCAUUUUCCUAUAUAAUGUAAUUGUUUUUAAUUGGCAACGAAGACAGUAAUAUAUGCAGCAUGGUGCAAAUUGAACUUUUGGUGGUCAUCACUUUCGCUGUUCUCGUGUGUAGUAGCGAAGUCGAAGAUGUGGAACAAAAGAAGCGAGGAGCCGGGAAAGGCACCAGCUUGAAUUCCAUCCCGACGGGCGCGCAGAAACCUGAAUACACCUACAGCAUUUACUCGCAGAGUUCUGGUACUUCAAACAACUCGCCGAGUUCCACAUAUCAGUCUCCUAAUCCUUCAUAUCAGUCAAGUGUUCCAAACUCUUUUUAUCCAUCACAAAAUGCACAAUACUACAAUUCAAAUAGUUUAUCCUCUGAUACUUCGUAUCAGCAACCACCGCAGAUAAAUCUGCCUCCAACUACUUCGUCCCAAUUCGUUCCUUUGAACUUUAUACCAAAUCCUGGCUACCAAGCGAAAUACCAGCUCGUGCCUUCAAAGGCAUCUAACGGUAACAUACAAUUAGCUAUUAUACAACAACCCACCAGUUUUCCGUCACCUGCAUAUCUUCAGUAUCCACAAUCAUUGUUAUCACCUAAUCCGAAUCAAAUUCAUGGCCAACAAAAUCCAUUUGGAUCAAUAUCUCCUCACGGUCUCAACGUAGCUGCAGGUUUCCAGCCCUUAUCGCUAAAUAGUCCGUACCUAGGGCAACAGUCCGCUAUGCUAUUGCUUUCCCAGCCUAAUCCCUCUCUGUACAACAAUCUUCUAUACCCGAAUCCAGUGCCAAGUUUCUACAAUUAUUACCCGUCGAAUUCUCAAGCGAAAUAUAAUGUUGCAUAUGGUGGUACGUCUCAGUCGCCGGAAUAUGAUAAAUUGCAAGGCCCUCUGACAAGUCAGAAUCUUCCAAAGGACGAUAGUGAUGUGCAUAGCACCGAAUAUAUAUCUAGUGAUGUGAAUAACUAUAAAAGCGCGUACGCAACGAGUCGUGGGCCAUAUGCUAAAUUAAAAUGAUUUUAUCAAUAGGUUGUAAUCAUUUUGAUCGAUUAGCUAGUUAUGUUCAACACUUUAUACGUGUGCACGUUGCCAUCUGUUUUUUUUUCUUUUUAAUUUUAUUUAUUAUUCGAAGACUGGUUUUAAUUUUGUUGUGUUAAUAGAUAAUUGUUGUUAUUUUAUUGUUAAGUGAAGCAUGUAUAAUAUUAUUAUUGAUACACGACUAAUUCGAGUAUGUUAACUUUCAUUGUAUUACAUUGAAAUUAUCUUGUUAAUCGUACGCGUAUAUGCGUACUUUGUUGUUAAUAUUUAAUUAUUUUUUUCUAUUACAAAAUAUAUUAGAAGAAUUCUGAAUAGAAGUG